Messenger RNA from Lagopus muta (rock ptarmigan), 5013 nucleotides. RefSeq names its product ubiquitin specific peptidase 44 (gene USP44). Gene Ontology annotation, cellular component: cytoplasm. The transcript is spliced from 6 exons. The record is from RefSeq and is a predicted model, not a curated record. Lineage: Eukaryota; Metazoa; Chordata; Aves; Galliformes; Phasianidae. Gene Ontology annotation, molecular function: zinc ion binding; cysteine-type deubiquitinase activity. The coding region runs from base 161 to 2302 and encodes 713 amino acids. Gene Ontology annotation, biological process: protein deubiquitination.
GGCGCUGACGUCGCCGAGGGGCCGGGGCGAGGAGGCUGCGGCUCGGGGCGGGCAAGAUGGCGGCAGCGGCGGGUGACGGUUGCAGAUGGACAUGUCACGGGCAGAAGAUAGUUUGGACGAUGUGUUUUGCUAGUGUAUCUCUGCAGUUUCAGUUCUAACAAUGGAUAAGUGUAAGCACAUAGGACGCCUGCGACUGGCCCAAGAUCACUCCAUUCUGAAUCCACAGAAAUGGCAUUGCAUGGACUGCAAUACUACCGAGUCUGUGUGGGCAUGCCUCAGCUGCUCACACGUGGCGUGUGGGAGAUACAUUGAAGAACAUGCACUAAAGCACUUUCAGGAGAACGGUCACCCGGUGGCAUUGGAAGUAAAUGAGCUGUAUGUUUUCUGUUAUCUCUGUGAUGAUUAUGUUCUUAAUGAUAAUGCAACUGGUGAUAUAAAACUGUUGCGAAGUACAUUAAGUGCAAUCAAGAGUCAAAAGUAUGAGUGUACUACUCGUAGUGGGAGGACUUUGCGUUCUAUGGGUGCCAGUGAUGAUUCUUACCUUUCACACGACGCUGCCCAGGCCUUGCUUCGCAAUCAGGACCGCAUGUUCACAGCAUUGUGGCACAGAAGGCGUGCGUUCAUGGGCAAAAUAUUCAGGUCGUGGUUCCAGCUGACACCCAGCGGAAAAAAGAUUUUGGAAGAAGAAAAGCGUUUGGAAGAAGAGGAGGAAAGGAGGAACAAAGCUAGAAAGAGGAGACAAGAACGAAAGCGCCAGUUGAAGGAAGAGAUGGAAAAGAUGCCUCCGAGAAAGAGCUGCCGUUUACAAAACCAGAUGAGAAUGUCCUCACAAACAUCUGUCAUGCAAAAGACAUCACAGAACAUGGAAUCUGUGUCAGAGUUGAAAGAAACGUAUACCUCAGAUGAAGUAAGACUGAAAAAAAUAGGUGACUCUCCAAUUAAACGAAGGCCCACCGUGACUCCCGGGGUAACAGGACUGAGGAACCUGGGAAACACGUGCUAUAUGAAUUCUAUCCUGCAGGUAUUAAGUCACUUACUUAUUUUUCGAGAAUGCUUCUUAAAGCUUGAUCUCAACCAAACUCAGGAACUGCUGGCAACAGCAGCCAGUGGUAAAACCAGGUCUUCAUCCAGGCGCUCGUCAAUAACUGCUUCAACAUUGCAAGUGAAUGAGAACCAAGAGAAAGGAAGGGGAUCAUCUUCUGUGAGACGAUCUAAUUUAUCCUCUGGAUUAAGUGGAGGAGCAUCAAAAAGUAGAAAUAUGGAACUCAUUCAGCCCAGGGAGCCCAGUUCAAAGCAUAUUUCUCUUUGUCACGAGCUGCAUACUCUGUUUCAAGUGAUGUGGUCUGGCAAAUGGGCGCUGGUGUCUCCUUUUGCCAUGCUUCAUUCUGUCUGGAGACUAAUUCCAGCCUUCAGAGGAUAUGCCCAACAAGAUGCUCAGGAAUUUCUUUGUGAACUUUUGGAUAAAGUGCAGCAGGAACUGGAGACUACGGGGACCAGAUACCCAGCUCUCAUCCCUGCUGCUCAAAGAAAACUUAUAAAACAGGUUUUGAAUGUGGUGAACAACAUUUUUCACGGACAGCUAUUAAGUCAGGUUACGUGCCUUGCCUGUGACAAUAAGUCAAACACCAUAGAACCUUUCUGGGACCUGUCACUGGAGUUCCCCGAGAGGUAUCACUGCAAUGGCAAGGAGAUGGCAUCGCAGUAUCCCUGUCCGCUGACAGAAAUGCUGGCCAAGUUUACAGAAACUGAAGCUUUGGAAGGAAAGAUAUAUGCGUGUGAUCAGUGCAACACAAAACGCAGGAAGUUUUCUUCUAAACCAGUUAUACUCACAGAAGCUCAGAAGCAGCUUAUGGUGUGUCGACUACCUCAGGUUCUCCGAUUACACCUGAAGAGGUUUAGGUGGUCAGGACGCAAUCAUCGUGAAAAGAUCGGCGUGCAUGUUAAUUUUGAUCAAAUACUGAACAUGGAGCCUUACUGCUGCAGAGAAUCCCUCAAGUCUCUCCUACCCGACUGCUUUAUCUACGACUUGUCUGCUGUAGUAAUGCAUCACGGGAAAGGAUUUGGCUCAGGGCACUACACUGCCUACUGCUACAAUUCAGAAGGAGGAUUUUGGGUACACUGCAAUGAUUCAAAACUCAACAUGUGCACUAUGGAAGAAGUAUGCAAGGCUCAAGCCUACAUUUUGUUUUACAGCCAACGACUUUCUCAGGCAAAUGGACUUGGUAAAAUAUGUCCUAGCACAUCUGAAAGUCAGCAGCACACAGAGUUAGCUGACUGUUCUGUGGACAGCAGUAGCAGCUAAUCCAAAGGCAAUUAACUGUGUGUAUGGUGAAGUUUGAAUUGUCGUAACUAUAUAUUUUUAAAUGAAAUGCAAGUACAGUGUUGUACUUUCUGACUUUGAAUCUGUUGUACAAUGUUUAUAUACUUUUGUAUUAGGUAAAGUGCUCUUUACGACUGUUAGUGAAAGUUUUUAUCGACAGUAAGUAACUUUCUAAGUACUUAGAAUUUCAAUACAGUUAUUUUUUUAAGAAAAAGAUUGCCAUUUGCAUUUAACUCUUACCUCAGGCUGUUUUUUAAGCUGUUUUUGUAUUUUGAUAAUCUUUUUGGUUUAGAAUAAUGACUUUCAAUGGAAAACUGAUGUUUCUGUGGUUAAUUUUCUAUAUAUGCCUGUGUACAUUUUAUAGUAUAGUUCUAAUGAUAUCAUGACUCUUACUUUCUGCAGGAAUUGCUACUAGGUCUUAGAAUAUUAACAUUCACCAGCAAGAAAUGUUCUACAUGUUGAAUAGUAACCGAACUUUUAAUAAGAAACUUUUUGUAUUCCUGACUAAAGUGGAAUUUGCUUGAACUCUUCUCCCCACACCUUCAAGAGAGCUACGCUAAAUGUUAUAGAAUCACAGAAUGGCUUGGGGGGGUGGGGGGAAGGACAGUAACGCUUCUCUAGUUCUAACCCUCUGCCAGGGGCAAGGCUGCCACCUACCAGCUCAGGCUGCUCAGGAUCCCAAUCCAAUCUGGCCUUGAAUGUCUCCAGGGAUGGGAUGUCCACAGCACCUCUGGGUGAUUUGUUCCAGUGCCCCAUCACCCUCUUCAGUGGAAAUUUCCCCCCUAACUACCAUGCUAAAUGACUCCUCCUCUUUCUUUUAGUUGAAAGCCAUUUUCCCUCAUGCUAUCACACUGUCUAAAAGGUUGGUCCCCCUCUCCUGCUUGUAAGCAGCCUUUCACCUCUCAAAGGCCACAAUGAGGUCUCCACAGAGCCUUCUGUUCUCUGGGCUGAACAAGCACAGCUCCCUCAGCCUUUAUUCGUAGCAGAGGUGUUCCAACAGUUCCCUAUGCUCCUUGUGCUGGGGGCCCCAGGCCUGGAUGCAGUACUCCAGAUGAGGUUUCAUGAGGGCAGAGUAGAGGGGGAAAGUCCUCUCCCUGCUGGCCACUCCUCUUUUGAGGCAGCCCAGGAUACCACUGGCCUUCUGGGCUGCGAGAGCACACUGCUGGCUCACGUUAAGUCAAAUAGACACACAGGCCAUCUACCCCCAAGUCCUCCUCAGGGCUGCUUUCAAGGAGUUCUUGUCCCAGUGCGUACUCAUUGGGAUUGCCCCUGCCCAAGUGCAACACUUGCUGAACAUGAUUUGGGCCCACUUCUCAAGGUACAUCAAUAAAGAGUUUCUUAAAGUCUGAAAUUAAGGAAAUAAAGCACAUACUUAUUUUCAUAUAAGUAUUUAAAGCACAAGAAUGUAUGUAUGUUUACUAAGACUUCCAUGUUUCAGCCUUAAUGCAUCUGAUGAUUUAAAAUUCAAUGGCCAAAUCCCAAGUACUGAUUUUGAAAACUGAGGCCUUUUUAUUCCAGUAACAUAAGAAGCUUUCUUAUCAACAACCACCAAAAAAACCACACGCACAGUCAUUGUUAUGAGGAUGUCAGCAUCUCCCAUCUGACAUGGGACAAGCUUACUUUAUUUAAAUUGUAGCAUUUUCCAUUUCAGUAAUCACUAACACGAGCCUUUGAAAAGAAACUGUAAAAUGUGUCUGAAAGCAUUUUGCAUCUGACUGGUUUCCUCAGCUACAACUGCUGUACCUUCUGCAUGGUCCUACCACUAGCAUUAACAGAACUGUGCACGGAGGAGAAUCAUCAGGCCAGAAUUGUCAAGUCUUUCUCCAGCUGCAGCAGUUAAUGCCAAGUAAAUGUUAGUUGUGAAGUUAUUUUUGCAUAAUUCCUAUGCAAAUUGUUACCUCAUCUUCUGCAAAGUUUAUACCUCAAUAAAAUGCCUUGAUAUGGACAGAAAACUAUAUGUGUACUGAUUGAUAGUAGUUCUUUCCUACAUUAUUUAAAAAACAAAACAAACCCAGCUUUGUCUAACUGUGGUUAAGGCAUUAUGUACAGGACUGCUUUGGCCAUCUGUCACCGACAGAAUGCUGGUUUUGUUCAUACUUUCAAGGUGAAUCUUCUACUGCCAUCAUUAUUUAAGUUUCCAAAAGAUGCUAUGUUAUAGCAAGUACCUGAUGGCCACUCUAUGGCCGGCUGUGUCCAGCUCCAGCAGCACUGCACUGUCCCCAUCCCAUACUACAGAAAGGGGUUGGGGGGGUGAGAGGAAGUACCUGGGCAGCUCUGGCACUGGCUCCAUACUGCAACCAGUCACUGUCCUGUUAGCUGCUCAGUUUUCCAUCUAGGCUCUGAUGCAACAGAGCUUUUUGCUGUUGGGCAAGACCAAGUUCACUUGACUUCUGUAAACUGCAGUCACAAGCUUCCAGCCCCUGGGGAGAGGGGAUGGGCUUUAACCAUGUACAGCUGGUGGAAACUGCUAUAAACUGACAGCGUGUGCACACACUGCAUCAGGAGUGAUGUUCGGGCAGCCAAACAUAAGAAAAAGCAGCUUGGUUAUUUUAUGAUCAGAAAACUACUACAGUUACUGCAGUGCAAGUCUCUGAUAUGCAAUGGUUUCAUCAAGAGACCAUCUAGUGUGGUCCGGUUAUCAGACAGUAUGUCCAGCUUUGUAAUUGCAGCCAGCGAUAGGAAAAGGCAGCCUG